AUGUUUCCGUUUGUUUCUUUUCGGGAUUGGAUUCAUCAGGCGGUUCACAUCAUUCUUCUCAAAUUCUUCUCCUGGUAUAAUUUCAUCUUCACUCCAACUUGUACAACAAGUGAUUCCGAAAUUCCAAAUGAAAUCAUAACAGACAUACUCUUGAGGCUGCCCCCCAAAUCUCUCUUGAAAUGUAUGUCCGUUUCUAAAUCAUGGCAUCAACUCAUAUCUAGCCCUGAUUUGGUGAAUACACAUCUCAAAUUAAACUCAAUUCAUAGAGUUCUGUUUCCAGGCAUCAAUGGAAAUUUCAACUUUAGUUCUCUCGUCCCUUCCACUGUUCAAAUGGGUUCUAUCGCUUUAAUAUCUUCCGUUGUGGGUACUGCCAAUGGGCUAAUUUGUCUGUACAAUUACAAAGGGGAGAUAUAUAUAUGGAACCCCACCAUUAGCAAGUCAAAGAAACUACUUAAUUUGCCAUGGGAUUCCUCUUUCUAUAUGAAAUAUGGUUUUGGAUAUGAUGAAUCACGUGAUGAUUACAAAGCUCUGUUUAUUGAUGAUGAAUCCGACCUGACUUAUGUGGUCAACAUUUAUAGUUUAAGGACGGAUUCAUGGAAAACACUCCAUGACCAGCUUAAGGGCGUCUUUCUAAUAAAUCUUCCGGCUAAAUUUGUCAACGGGAAGCUUUAUUGGACUGCAUCUACGAGUUUUUGUGACAUCAAUGUGCGCAAGAUCAUUUCGUUUGAUGUAGCAGCCAAGACAUGGGGUAGCUUGGAGCUU
This is a messenger RNA of Solanum stenotomum, 762 nucleotides long. Its product is annotated as F-box/kelch-repeat protein At3g23880-like. Gene Ontology annotation, molecular function: protein binding. The record is from RefSeq and is a predicted model, not a curated record. The transcript has a single exon. NCBI's taxonomy places the organism in Eukaryota, Viridiplantae, Streptophyta, Magnoliopsida, Solanales, Solanaceae. The annotation marks the transcript as partial.